GCAGGAAGCAGGAAGUACUUGCUUGGCGUCUCCCUUUAAAAAGACGUCAGCAAACGCCACGACGUAGUCUGGAGGAGGAGGAGGCGCGUAGGCUGUUUUAUCCUGGAAUGACCCCACAGCGCUCCGUGGAGAACAUCCCGUUCAUGAGUUAUUAAUAGCUCGCCUUGCGUCACCCCACUGCCGCGCUGCGAGACACGCCACGCAGCUCCUUGCAAGAAAACAUGCUCAUAAAACAGGCAGGCGUCUGGAAGUCACGUGAUUACCGCCUGGCUUUGGCAUGGACUUCACACCGGAUGUUGACUCUUCCUGACACAACGCCGCCGUUCGUCCAGCCUUGUGACCCGCCAGCACUGGGGAGGUGCCAGUGGAUGAGUGGCUGGGAAUCAAACAUGCAUCGACUGCACAAAAGUGGCCGUCUCCUGGUGACCUUUGACCUCUUGGCAUGGACAGCAAGGGCCCCGCUAGUACCUUCAAGAGGACCUCCCUCAAACGCAGCACAUCGGGAUCUCAGAAGGCCCAACGAGCGUGGAUCGAGAGGACGUUUCUGAAGAGAGAAUGUGUUCACAUCUUCCCUACCAAGGACCCCACCAGAUGUGCAUGUGGUCAGCUGACCACGCAACACGUGGCCAUCCCGCCCGGCGCCAACUCCCUGGAGGAGGCUCACCAGCUAGUCCAGAUCGACACCCCGAAGGACAAAUGGAGCUUGAUCAAGCACACGAGGACCUACCCCACGGACGCCUUCGGUGUGAUCGAGUUCCAGGGCGGAGGGUUCAUCAACAAAGCCAUGUACAUCCGUGCCUCCUUCGACACAAAACCCGACAACCUGCUGCAUCUGAUGGUGAAGGACUGGCAGUUGGAGCUGCCCACCUUGCUCAUCUCCGUGCACGGAGGCCUCCAGAACUUCGACCUGCAGCCCAAACUCAAGCAGGUUUUCGGCAAAGGCCUGAUUAAAGCCGCCGUCACCGCCGUCACCACGGGCGCUUGGAUCUUCACGGGCGGGGUCAACACCGGUGUGAUCCGUCAUGUGGGAGACGCCUUGAAGGACCAUUCCUCCAAGUCCCGGGGGAAGGUGUGUGCCAUCGGCAUCGCCCCGUGGGGGAUCCUGGAGAACAAAGAGGACCUCAUCGGGAAGGACGUGACCAGACCCUAUCAGACCAUGGCCAACCCUCUGAGCAAGCUGGCCGUGCUCAACAACAGCCACUCACACUUCAUCCUGACCGACAACGGCACGUGCGGCAAGUACGGCUCCGAGGUCAAACUGCGGCGCCUGUUGGAGAAGCACAUCUCUCUGCAGAAGAUCAACACCCGUUUGGGCCAGGGCGUGCCGCUGGUGUGUCUGAUCGUGGAAGGAGGCCCGAACGUUAUCUCCAUCGCCUUGGAGAGUCUGAGAGACGAGCCUCCCAUUCCGGUGGUGGUGUGUGACGGCAGCGGGCGAGCCUCCGACAUCAUUUCCUUUGCACACAAGUUCUCAGAGGACGGAGGGCUGGUCAGUGACGACGUGCGAGACCAACUCCUGGUGACCAUCCAGAAGACCUUCAACUACAGCAAAAGCCAGUCGCAGCAAAUCCUGCUCAUGGUGAUGGAGUGCAUGAAGAAGAGGGAGCUGAUCACCGUUUUUCGAAUGGGCUCAGAAGGACAGCAGGAUAUCGAGAUGGCCAUUCUUACUGCCUUGCUCAAAGGCACCAACGCCUCAGCGGCCGACCAGCUCAGCUUGGCUCUGGCCUGGAACCGAGUGGACAUCGCUCGAAAUCACAUCUUUGUCUACGGACAUAAUUUACCUCCCGCAGGCGCCAUCACCCACACCACCAGCACCACGGUGGCCCACACCCAGGAGAAGCAGAAGAGUCCGGCGAGUGCCCCUCGGAACAAGAACCGAGCCAAGAAGGGGAAGGGCAAAGGGAAGGCCAAGCCUGAACCUCCCGAGGAAACCGAUCCAAGGAAACUGGAGAUGAUUCGUUGGGUCAACUCCCUGGAGCAAGGCAUGAUGGACGCUCUGGUGCUGGACAGAGUGGACUUUGUCAAGCUGCUCCUGGAGAACGGCGUCAAUAUUCACCACUUUCUCACCAUUCCUCGACUGGAGGAGUUGUACAACACGAAACUUGGCCCUGCUAACACUCUGCAUGCUGUAGUCAGAGAUGUCAAAAAGGGCAACCUCCCCCCAGACUACCAGAUCACCCUGAUUGACAUCGGCCUGGUGCUGGAGUACCUGAUGGGCGGAGCUUACAGGAGCAAUUACACCAGGAAGGCUUUCCGCAACCUCUACAACAACUUGUACGGACUUAAAAGGCCCAAAGCUCUGAAGCUGCUCGGCAUGGAGGACGACGAACCUCGGACCAAAGGCAAGAAGAAGGCCAAGAAGAAGAAGGAGGAAGAGGUGGAGAUCGACGUGGACGACCCGGAGGUGUGUCGCUUCAAGUACCCCUUCCAUGAGCUGAUGCUGUGGGCCGUGCUGAUGAAGCGCCAGAAGAUGUCUCUCUUCCUCUGGCAGCGUGGCGAGGAGGCCAUGGCCAAGGCCCUUGUGGCCUGCAAGUUGUUCAAAGCAAUGGCCCACGAGUGCUCCGAGAGCGAGCUGGUGGACGACAUCUCCCAAGACCUGGAGAACAACUCCAAAGAGUUCGGGCAGCUGGCCUACGAGCUGCUGGACCAGUCGUACAAGCACGACGAGCAGGUGGCCAUGAAGCUGCUGACCUACGAGCUGGUCAACUGGAGCAACUCCACCUGCCUGAAGCUGGCCGUGGCCGCCAAGCAGCGAGACUUCAUCGCCCACACGUGCAGCCAGAUGUUGCUCACCGACAUGUGGAUGGGCUGCUUACGCAUCGGCAAGAACCCAGGCCUCAAGGUCAUUUUGGGAAUCAUAUUUCCUCCGCUGAUUCUGCUGCUGGAUUUCCGCAUUGGGGAUGAUGCGUCCUACAUUGCACCGGCAGGCAAAGAAGAGGGCAAAGACAAAGACGACGACAACAAAUCCAGCAAGGACCCAAACGAUGCAACUUCCCGCAAAGGCGACGAAGAGGAAGGCAGCGCCAAUGUCCGCAAAAUCCCCAUCGGGAAGAGGUUCUUUGAGUUUUAUGACGCCCCCUUCACCAAGUUCUGGUUCAACACUAUCUCCUACCUGGGCUACCUGAUGUUGUACAACUACAUCAUCCUGGUCAAGAUGGAGCGAUGGCCGUCCGUACAAGAGUGGACCGUCAUCGCUUACAUCCUCACCCUCGGCACUGAAAAAGUCCGACAGAUCCUGAUGUCCGAGCCCGGCAAGCUGAAGCAGAAAAUCAGCGUGUGGAUGGAGGAGUACUGGAACAUCACAGACAUGGUGGCCAUCGCCACCUUCCUCCUGGGCCUCAUGCUGAGGCUGCAGCACGAGCCCUACAUGGGCUACGGCAGAGUCAUCUACUGCAUCGACAUCAUCUUCUGGUACAUCCGCGUGCUGGACAUCUUUGGAGUCAACAAGUACCUGGGGCCUUACGUCAUGAUGAUAGGGAAGAUGAUGAUCGACAUGAUGUACUUUGUGGUCAUCAUGCUGGUGGUGCUGAUGAGCUUCGGGGUGGCCCGCCAAGCCAUCCUUCACCCCGACGAGGAGCCAACAUGGCGCCUGGCCAGAAACAUCUUCUACAUGCCCUACUGGAUGAUCUAUGGAGAGGUUUUUGCGGACUCGAUAGACCGUAAGACUAGAAUUCAUAUCUACGCCAUGGAAAUAAACCCUCCGUGCGGAGAACAUUUAUACGACGAAGACGGGAAGAAGCUGCCUCCGUGUAUCCCCGGCGCCUGGCUCACCCCCGCCAUCAUGGCCUGUUACCUGCUGGUUGCCAACAUCCUCCUGGUCAACCUGCUCAUCGCCGUCUUCAACAACACCUUCUUCGAGGUCAAGUCCAUCUCCAACCAGGUGUGGAAGUUUCAGCGGUACCAGCUGAUCAUGACCUUCCACGACCGCCCCAUCCUGCCGCCGCCGCUCAUCAUCUUCAGCCACCUCUACAUCCUCUUCAGCAGGCUCUUCCGGCGCUGCGCCCGCAAGAAGCAAGAAGGAGAGCUGGACGAGAAGGACCGCGGUCUCAAACUUCGACUGAAUCCUGAGGAGCUAAAGAACCUCUACGAGUUUGAAGAACAGUGUGUGGAGGAAUACUUCCGGGAAAAAGAGGACGAGCAGCAGUCCUCCAGUGACGAACGCAUCAAGGUGACGUCAGAAAGAGUGGAGAACAUGUCCAUGCGUCUGGAGGAGGUGAACGAGAGGGAGAACACCAUGAAGGCCUCCUUGCAGACGGUGGAUCUGCGCCUGGCCCAGCUGGAGGAGAUCCACGGUCGAAUGGCAGUGGCCUUGGAAAAACUGGCCGGAGUGGACCGCCUGGAGCUGACCAAGACUUACUCCCGCAACUCUUCAGUGUGCGACCCUUCCUCUCUGGUCCGCCAAGGGAGCAUCAACAGCGCUGACGGUUACAGCCUCUACCGCUUCCACAUGGACAUGGAGGAGUUCGCCUCCAAGCAAAAGGACGCAGAGGAGCCGGCGAAGAACGUCCUGGAACGACAGAAGAGUCUUCGCCAAUCGUCCAGCACCUGCGCUCUCAACGCCAAGGAGGGCGCCCAGACUUUGGAAGUGGGAAGCUUGAGUAGAACACGACCUGGUUCUUGCGUGGACAUCCUUAUAUCUCCGUGUGAAGCCAAGCCGGUGUCCAGCCACGACACUUCAACCAACAAGGACAUCCGAGGAAGUUCGUUGGACAUAAUCGCCGACAAGAACCGACUGAAACCUUCCUCGCCCCCAAAAAGGACUAAAUCCCUGAGACACUAUCCAGCCGAGGACCAGUCCACCUCUCCUUUGACGAAGAAGCGGAGCAUGAGCACCAUCGUCAUCAGCCCUCCUGAUGAACCAGAGGAACCACCCGAGGCCAGCAAAAAAGUCCUUCCUGAGAGCUCCGCCUCUCCGAAAAGGACAAAAUCAUUGAGACACGCCCCGGUCCAGACGUCCCCUCUCACCAAGAAGAGGACCAUGAGCAGCAUCGUCUACGCUCCAGCUGAGGCCGACGACGAUGUUCUCCACGCUCAAGACUACACGUCCCUGGUUGAGCAGGUGGCCAAGACGCCAAACCAGUGGCCGGCCAACCUGGAGUACAAAGUCCACGCUGGUCACGCGCCUAAAGUGUCCAUGGUCAGGACCCCAAUCCAACAAUUCCCCGCUUCCACAUACGGCGCAGAACUCUCAAGCAGCGAGGGCGGUCUGGACGGCAAAGACGGUCCCCCCGGGGGAGAGCUCGCGGGGGAGCAGACGAAGACGAAGGUGAGGAGAAACGUGUCGGACGGCGCUCGGUACCUGGCGGUGGAAGGGGACCGGUACCCGCCCACGCACAGGUCGCAGAGUUGCAACGCCACGGACAGGAAGGCGAGGAGCAGGAGAGCCUCCGACACCGAGAGAGACCUGGCGGAUGCCUGCAAGACGGAGGACGGCGCAGCUGAGGAGAAAUGAGAGAGAAACCACCACAAUGGACGUCAUCCGGACCCCCACAGACUCGCCUUCUCUCCUCGGUCUUUGGACACCUGUCUCCUGUCCGCCAUGUCGCAUUUGUUGCCCAGGACCAUCUUCUCCACAUCUGAUGAGGCGUGCUGGCAGGGCGGACAAAGUCACUUUGCUUCUUCAGAGUUUCACAUUUCAUUUUGUUUUGUAAAAAUCAUCUUCUAAUAGUCAACAAGUCAGGUUACUACAGUAAGUAUUCAUGUGCAUUAUGGACACUUUCAAAACUAUCUAAAGAGAGACAAUGCAACGGUAGUUUUUUUUACCCCCUCCUCCCUGAAAAAAAAGGUCUAUUAUCAGGAUUUUUUAUGUAUGUAUUACAUUUUUUUUUUUUUUUUGUAAACUUUUUUUAAAUAAUAUAAUGACAAUCAUUGAUAAGUCCAGUUACCUAUUUAUUCAUGUACAUUAUUCAGUUUAAUAACAAUCUAACAAAAGACAAUACACAGUUUUCCCCCAAAAAUUUUUAGUUUAUUGUCUGUAUUUUUAUUUUUGUAUUAGAUUUGUUUUUAUUUGUAAACAUUUUUUUUCUAAAUAUGUUUGUAUCAUUCAAAAGUCAAGCUACUUAUUUACUAAUAUACAACAUGGACAGUUUAAUAUUAACCUACCGUAAGUAGAUCCAAUACAACAGUGGUUUUCCUUCAAAAAAUAUUUUUUUAUUGUCAGGAUUUUUUUAUUUAUGUACUAUAUAUGUACAAAUUUUUUUUCUAAAUAUAAUUUUAUCAUUGACAAUUCACGGUACUUGUUUAUUCAUGUACAUUAUGGAGAGUUUAAUAACUAUCUAAUGAGAUACAAUACAACAAUAGUUUUCCCCAAAAAUAUGUUUGUCAGUAUUUUUUUUGGGGUAAUUUUUUUUUUUUUUAGUUAUUUUAUUUGCAAACAUUUUUUUUUCUAAAUAUCUUUUUAUCAUUCAAAAGUCAAGCUAUUUAUUUACUAAUAUACAACAUUAACAGUUUAAUACCAAUCUAAGUAGAUCCAAUACAACAGUGGUUUUCUCCCCCAAAAUAUAUUUUAUUGUCAGGAUUUUUUUAUUUAUGUGUUAUAUUUGUAUUUUAUUUAUACACAUUUUUUGUAAAUAUAAUUGUAUCAUUGACAAUUUAUGGUACUUGUUUAUUCUGUCUAUAUUUUUAUUUUUGUAUUGGAUUUUUAUUUUAUUUUAUUUGUAAAGUUUUUUUUUCUAAAUACCUUUUUAUCAUUCAAAAGUCACACUAUUUAUUUACUAAUAUACAACAUGGACAUUUUAAUAUUAAUCUAAGUAGAUCCAAUACAAAAGUGGUUUUCACCCCCAAAACAUUUAUGGUCAGGAUUUUUUCAUUUAUGUAUUAUAUUUGUAUUUUAUUUGUACACAUUUUUUUUCUAAAUAUAAUUGUAUCAUUAACAAUUCAUGGUGUGUGUUUAUUCAUGUACAUUAUGGACAGUUUAAUAAAAAUCUAAUGAGAUACAAUACAACAGUAGUUUUGCCCCCCAAAAAUUUGUCUAUUGUCAGUAUUUUUAUUUUUGUGUUGGAUUUUUUUUUAUUUUGUUUUAUUCGUAAACUUUUUUUUCUCGAAAUACCUAUUUAUCUUUCAAAAGUCAAGCUACAUUUUCACUAAUAUACAUUAUGUACAGUUUAAUAUUAAUCUAAGUAGAUCCAAUACAACAGUAGUUUUCUCCCCAAAAAUUUUUAUUUAUGUGUUUUAUUUGUAAAUAUUUUUUUUCUAAAUAUAAUUGUAUCAUUGACAAUUCAUGGUACUUGUUUAUUCAUGUACAUUAUGGACAGUUUAAUAACAAUCUAAUGAGAUCCAAUACAACAGUAGUUUUCCCCCCCAAAAAUAUGUCAAUUGUCAGUAUUUUUAUUUUUGUAUUAGAUCUUUUUUUUUAGUUAUUUUAUUUGUAAACUUUUUUUUUCGAAAUACCUUUUUAAUCAUUCAAAAGUCAAGCUACUUAUU
Nerophis ophidion (straightnose pipefish) is the source of this 7419-nucleotide messenger RNA. RefSeq names its product transient receptor potential cation channel subfamily M member 1-like. NCBI's taxonomy places the organism in Eukaryota, Metazoa, Chordata, Actinopteri, Syngnathiformes, Syngnathidae. The transcript has 30 exons. The record is from RefSeq and is a predicted model, not a curated record. Gene Ontology annotation, biological process: calcium ion transport into cytosol; protein tetramerization. Bases 443 to 5449 code for a protein of 1668 amino acids. Gene Ontology annotation, cellular component: membrane. Gene Ontology annotation, molecular function: calcium channel activity.